Cyclopterus lumpus (lumpfish) is the source of this 4928-nucleotide messenger RNA. RefSeq names its product cold shock domain containing E1, RNA-binding (gene csde1). The transcript is spliced from 20 exons. The record is from RefSeq and is a predicted model, not a curated record. NCBI's taxonomy places the organism in Eukaryota, Metazoa, Chordata, Actinopteri, Perciformes, Cyclopteridae. The coding region runs from base 854 to 3352 and encodes 832 amino acids. Gene Ontology annotation, molecular function: nucleic acid binding.
GGCCUCUCUCCCACUCUCAGGCUCUUUGGACGUCCUACCGUUGUCAAAUAUCGCGGUAACUGCCUCCCUAAUCACUACGUAAUGUGCCGUGCUGCUUCUAGCGGCGCUGGUGACAGUGCUGAAAGCUGUUGGGUAUGAAGUGAAACGGAACUGAAUUUUUGUACCAUCCGCAACUGCUUCAAGUUCAGAUCACCACAAGGAAACCGAAGACAAACCUUCCCGAAACAAGCAAAAGUUGCAACACUGAAGACGCGUAGAAAAACAACGGAUCACUUCCAGGGUUUAAAAGAAGAAAAAAAAACACGAAGCAACCAAAUCCUGAAACGACCAAAGAAGACGCACGUCCGCCCAAUUGAAACCUAGAAGAGAAGCAAUCCUGCGCCCAAGCAUAUUCUGAGAAGACUUAACUGAUCUGAAACCAGAAGUUUGUGCCUACUCAACAGCUUUGACAAAGCACACGUCCCAACGCUGCUCCUAGCCCUCCUCAUCCUCACCACAUCACGACUCACCACCGGGGUGUGGAGUGGGCUGCUAUCUGCUAGUUUUAUUUCCCCCCAUAGUUUCCUCCACCAUUUUUCCCCUUUUCUCUACUCUCACUUUUUUCAUUGUCUUUUUUUUCCCCUCGGCGGUGUUAUUGCACCUGCGUUUGCCUUUUUGUUUUUUGUUUUUUUUGGCACUAGAUUCCCCCCUCUUUUUUUCGCUUUAUGCAACCAUCUAGAACUUGUGCCAGAAACCUGUAACAAGUGUGUGCGUGCGUGUGUAUGUGUGUUCAACUGUGUGCAUGAAGAGAUCUGCAGGAACUGCCUAGUCAACGAGAUCCUGAGAAUUACAAGAUUCAAGACAACGAAGAAAGAUGAGUUUUGACCCAGGCAUGCUCCAUAACAAUGGGCACACUGCGUAUGCUAACGGCACGGGGCCCGGCAUCCGAGAGACUGGUGUGGUGGAGAAGCUCCUGACGUCGUACGGGUUCAUUCAGUGCUCUGAACGUCAGGCGCGUCUCUUCUUCCACUGCUCCCAGUACAAUGGCAACCUGCAAGAGCUUAAAAUAGGAGAUGAUGUAGAGUUUGAGGUAUCCUCUGACAGGCGCACUGGCAAGCCCAUAGCAGUGAAGCUGCUAAAGAUAAAGCCAGAGGUGCUGCCAGAGGAGCGCAUCUCGGGCCAGGUGGGGCCAGACCUGCACGCCUAUCCCUUUACUGUGCUGCAUGGUUAUAUUCAUCCAGUUGUUUCGGCGAUCCCGGUGCACUUGGACGGAAAGUCUGCACCUGGCCAGGUGCCCACUGGCAGCGUUUGUUAUGAAAGAAACGGGGUAAGUGGAGAGGUGUUCUACCUUACCUACACCCCUGAUGACGUGGAGGGAAAUAUCCACCUGGACACAGGCGACAAAGUCAGCUUUUACAUGGAAACCAACAAGCAUACCGGUGCAGUCAGCGCUCGCAAUAUUCAACUUGUGAAGAAAAAGCAAAUGAGGUGCCAGGGAGUGGUGUGUGCUACUAAGGAGGCCUUUGGGUUCAUUGAGCGGGCCGACGUGGUGAAGGAGAUCUUCUUCCACUACAGCGAGUUCAAGGGUGAUCUUGAGGCGCUGCAAGCUGGAGAUGACGUGGAGUUCACCAUCAAGGACAGAAAUGGAAAAGAGGUGGCCACCGAAGUGAGGCUGCUUCCCCAGGGGACGGUGAUCUUCGAGGACAUCAGCAUUGAGCAGUUCGAGGGCACCGUUGUCAAGGUUAUUCCCAAGGUCCCCACCAAAAACCAGAACGACCCCCUACCAGGCCGUAUCAGUUCCCGCAUUGGUUUCAACGACAAGGAGCUGCCGUUCGGCGAGAAGGACACAAAGUCCAAGGUGACCCUCCUGGAGGGAGACCACAUCCAGUUCAACAUCUCCACCGACCGCAGGGACAAGCUAGAGAGGGCUACCAACAUCGACAUCCUCCCAGACACCUUCGACUUCACCAAGGAGACUCGUGAAAUGGGCGUGAUUGCGGCAAUACGAGACGGCUUUGGCUUCAUCAAGUGCGUCGACCGGGACGCCAGGAUGUUCUUCCACUUCAGUGAAGUCCUGGAGGAAAGCCAACUGCACAUCUCAGAUGAAGUGGAGUUCACUGUUGUGCCUGUAGGUCCUGUUUAUAAGCUUUUCACAAAAGACAUGCUGUCGGCUCAGAGGAACCACGCGGUGCGCAUCAAGAAGCUGCCCAAGGGCACGGUGUCCUUCCAUACCCAGUCUGAGCAGCGUUUUAUGGGUGUGGUGGAGAAGGAAGUUGUGGCAACCAACACCAAGAACGCCAGUCCCACCAAGGCCAAGGAAAAGGAAAAGGAGGCCGAGGAAGGAGUGAUUGCGUAUGAAGACUGCGGAGUGAAGCUCACGGUGCCGUACCACAACAAGGACCUAGAAGGAGGAGGGUACCCGCUGGUCGGAGACAAGGUGGAGUUCUCCAUCAACGAAGUGAAGCGCACCGGCCUGCAGAGCGCCGUGUCCGUUCGGGUCCUCAACCGCAACGCCUCCAACGCCAAGAGACUGCUUGGAUUUGUCGCCACGCUCAAGGACAACUUUGGCUUCAUUGAGACGGCAAAUCACGACCAGGAGAUUUUCUUUCACUACAGUGAAAUGUGUGGGGACUUGGAAAACUUGGAGCUGGGCGACACAGUGGAGUACACACUCUCUAAAGGAAAGGGGAACAAAGUCAGUGCUGAGAAGGUUACCAAAGUGGCUGCAGUGAAUGGCAUUAGCGAGGAUGUCGGUGCAACGGUGAUGAUGGGGAAGGUAAUCCGUCCUUUGCGCAGUGUGGACCCCUCCCAGACGGAAUACCAGGGGCUUAUUGAAGUCACGGAGGAAGGUACAACUAAAGGCCAGAAUUAUCCCUUUGGCAUCAUGGGUAUGUCAAACAAGGCCGAUUGCCUGCAGAAAGGGGAACUUGUGAAGUUCCAUGUUUGUACGGUGGCUCAAACUGGACAGAAGAUGGCCUGUAAUGUGGUCCCUCAACGCAAAGCGUUGGUGGAGUGUGUCAAAGACCAGUUUGGCUUCAUCACAUAUGAAGUUGGUGAGAGCAAGAAGCUGUUCUUUCAUGUAAAGGAGGUGCAAGACGGCCUCGAGCUCCAGACCGGGGAUGAGGUGGAGUUCUCCGUCGUCCUCAAUCAACGCACAGGAAAAUGUAGUGCCUGCAACGUACGCAGAGUCAGCGAGGGGCCUAAACUGGUGGCGACUCCGCGUCCGGAUCGACUGGUGAACCGGUUGAAGAGCAUCACCCUCGACGACGCCAGCGCUCCUCGCCUGGUGAUCGUCAGACAGCCUCGUGGUCCCGACAAUUCAAAGGGCUUUAAUGUGGAGCGCAAGACUCGCCAGCCCGGCGUCAUUGACUGAGCAAUACACAGCCCCGCCCUGUUGGCGUUGGCGGGAUGCUGUCCCAAUGUGUGACGGCAGGGGACAAGGGAAAUUUGAUCUGACACAUGCUUGCAAACACGCACACACAAACUCAUACACAAGACGCACACACACACACACGCACGCACGGUCAUCGGCAUGUGUAACAUUUGUCCCCAUUGAUGCCUGCGAGGGAACUUUUUCUCAUUCCACAGUUCCCUGUAUGAUGUACUUGAUGCAGAGUUCCACACUACAUGGUGUCUCGGCGUGUGUGUGUGUGUGUGCGUGCGUGCGUGUUGUUUCCUAGAAGUGAUUAGUGCGUACCGGAGGUAUUUGUUUCUGAGGGUCUCGUCCCUCUAAAUCAGAUGGAUGACUGUUUGAAUCUUUAUUUCUUUUUCUGGAAUUCUGCACCUGUAAUCUGUCCAGUAGUUUGCCUGGUGGUGUCUCAACGUAUUUGAGCAUCUGCUCCGUUAAUUUUAUUUUUUUCUUCUCUCAUAUUUUUGCUCCUUUACCCAUGGAAACUUAAACAACGUUGUUUCAUUGUCAAGUUUCCACUAUUGUAUGCUUUCCUACAAGACUCAUAAAGCAAAGCAAAAGUUCCCUCCAUAAGGAGGAUCAUAUUUCUCAUGUGCGAGCUUAAACUGAAGAUUCUUCUCUGCUCGUUUUUUUGAGCAGUUUUUAAAACGCUUUAUUGAAGAGCUGAAGUGAAAGCAUGGUGUGUGGUGUGUGUGUGUGUGUGUGUGUGUGUGUGUGUGUGUGAUGUAUGUGAACGUCAACGUAGUCAAUCUAAUUCUUUAACCAAUCUGGAGCCUUUAGACACCUUUUUGGUAUUCACAAAUGCUCCACUCAAGCAAUUUUUUCCCAGGUGCAGAAUUCCUUGUGGCAUCUUAUAUCUGCAGUUAUUUUAUACUGUAUUUUUGUUUUUGUUUUAUUGCACAUAUUUUUUUCUUUUUUCCAUUGAAAGUCAAUCUGCUAAUAAUGAAUUGAGUAAGAAUAAGGUGCCUAAAAACCACAAGCAAAAUAUAAUAAUAAUUUAAAAAAAGAAACACAAAAUUAGAUCUUCUGUUCCCAGCCAACCGCCAAAACAUCCAGAACAAUCUUAGGGUGGCUUUAUUUUCUAGUAGAAAUAAUACUGAUGCAUCCCAAACCUGUGGGUUGAACUAUACUGUAUUCUAUGUAAUGUGUGCUGCUUUCUUUUGCUUUUUUUUUUUUUUAUACAUUUCUUUUUAAUUUAAUUUCUUUGCUUAAUGAAAGUUCAUUGAAACUUCAUAUAUAACAAAACAAAUUUAACUUAAAGAAUGACAAAGGUAAAGUAUUAGAAAUUCAGUAAAAAAAAAAAAAGCAUAAAAAAAAAAAGCAUUAAGAAAAAAAGCAUUAAGAAUCAGGAUGCAAGUUAUCGUGCGCUGGAGACAUGGUGGGUGAGCUCUUUGUGCCUCUGCACAUUAAGUUACAGUCGCGGGGGGGAAUUCAAUUUUGGAGAUCACAGGGUUUCUGUUGAACCACAAACAGAGGUUCUCAUGUACUUUUGUUAAUGGUCUUGAAUGAAAACAAUUGAAUUAAAGUUUUAUGAAAAUCC